This is a messenger RNA of Trichoderma harzianum CBS 226.95, 5043 nucleotides long. RefSeq lists its product as hypothetical. The transcript has 4 exons. Gene Ontology annotation, biological process: receptor-mediated endocytosis; Golgi to endosome transport; intracellular protein transport. The record is from RefSeq and is a predicted model, not a curated record. Gene Ontology annotation, cellular component: actin cortical patch; clathrin complex; clathrin coat of trans-Golgi network vesicle. Bases 1 to 5043 code for a protein of 1680 amino acids. Gene Ontology annotation, molecular function: clathrin light chain binding; structural molecule activity. NCBI's taxonomy places the organism in Eukaryota, Fungi, Ascomycota, Sordariomycetes, Hypocreales, Hypocreaceae.
AUGGCGCCUCUACCCAUCAAGUUCCAGGAGCUGGUGCAGCUCAGCAGCCUGGGCGUGGACACGGCCUCCAUCGGCUUCAACUCCUGCACACUAGAGUCCGACUCCUUCGUUUGCAUUCGGGAGAAGAAGAACGAAGCCGCCCAGCCCGAAGUUGUCAUUGUCGAGCUCAAGAAUGGCAACCACGUAACGCGCCGGCCCAUCAAGGCCGACAGUGCUGUCAUGCACUGGAACAAGCAAGUCAUUGCCCUCAAGGCCCAGUCCCGGACCCUCCAGAUCUUCGACCUUGAGCAGAAGAAGAAGCUCAAGUCCUGCACAAUGAACGAGGAUGUUCAGUUCUGGAAGUGGAUCAGCGAAUCCACUCUGGGCCUCAUCACAACCAGCAGUGUCUACCACUGGGAUGUCUAUGAAGCCGCCCAGGAUGCGCCCGUCAAAGUCUUCGAGCGCAACGCCAACCUCAACGGUUGCCAAAUCAUCAACUACCGAGUUAACAGCGAUGGAAAGUGGAUGGUGGUCGUGGGAAUCUCCUCUCAGCAGGGCCGAGUGGUUGGUGCCAUGCAGCUCUACUCCAAAGACCGUGGCAUUAGUCAGGCCAUUGAAGGUCACGCUGCUGGCUUCGGCACCUUGAGACUGGACGGUGCUCCUCAGGACACCAAAAUCUUCAGCUUUGCUGUCCGCACAGCCACCGGCGCCAAGCUGCACAUUGUCGAGGUUGACCACCCAGAUUCGAACCCAGUUUUCCAGAAGAAGGCUGUCGAUAUCUUCUUCCCCCCCGAGGCCACAAACGACUUCCCAGUCGCUUUACAAGUCUCACAAAAGUACGGUGUCAUCUUCAUGGUCACCAAGUACGGCUUCAUCCACUUGUACGAUCUCGAGACGGGCUCGUCAAUCUUCAUCAACCGCAUCUCUAGCGAGACCAUCUUCACCAGCUGCGCUGACGAUGAGUCUUCUGGCCUUGUGGGUAUCAACCGCAAGGGUCAGGUCCUCUUCGUCACCAUCGAUGAUACCACCAUCAUCCCCUACUUGCUCGAGAAUCCCGCCAACACAGAGAUUGCCAUCAAGCUGGCCUCAAGAGCUGGCCUUCCUGGUGCUGAUAACCUUUACGCGAAGCAGUUCGAUCAGCUCUUCAACAGCGGAAACUACCUCGAGGCUGCCAAGGUUGCUGCCGGCUCACCCCGCGGAUUCUUGCGUACGGCCGACACGAUCGAGAAAUUCAAGCGCCUCCCCACCCAGCCUGGGCAGAUGGCUAUUACACUGCAGUACUUCGGAAUGCUGCUCGACAAGGGCGCGCUGAACAUGCAUGAAACACUCGAGCUGGCCCAGCCUGUGCUGCAGCAAAACCGAAAACACCUCCUCGAAAAGUGGUUCAAGGAGGGCAAGCUGGACUGCUCCGAGCAGCUCGGUGACAUGGUGCGCCCGUACGAUGUCAACUUGGCCCUGAGCAUCUACCUCCAGGCCAAGGUCCACCACAAGGCCGUUGCUGGCCUUGCCGAGACUGGCCAGUUUGAAAAGAUUCUUCCGUAUGCUGCUCAAUCCGGAUACCAGCCCGAUUAUAUUCAGCUUCUCCAGCACAUCAUUCGAACCAACCCCGACAAGGGAACUGAGUUUGCCACUGCUCUCGCCAACCACGAGGGCGGCGCUCUGGUUGACCUCGAGCGAGUCUGCGAUAUCUUCCAGUCUCAGGGUAUGGUCCAGCAAGCCACUGCCUUCCUCCUCGAUGCUCUCAAGGAGAACAAGCCUGAGCAUGCUCGUCUCCAGACUCGCCUUCUGGAGAUGAACCUGAUGCACGCUCCUCAGGUGGCUGACGCUAUCCUCGGUAACGACAUGUUCACACACUUUGACAAGGGUCGAAUCGCCCAACUGUGCGAACAGGCUGGCUUGGCCCAGAAGGCUCUCGAGCUGUAUGAAGAUCCCGAGGCCAUCAAGCGUGUCAUUGUCAACAUUCCUGGCAGUGCCAACUUCAACCCUGAGUGGCUGUCUACCUUCUUUGGCAAGCUCUCUGUUGAGCAGUCUCUGGACUGUCUCGAUGCCAUGAUGAAGCACAACAUUCGCCAGAACUUGCAGUCCGUUGUCAACAUUGCCACAAAGUACUCGGAGCUCCUCGGUGCUGUGCGCUUGAUUGAUCUCUUUGAGAAGUACAAGACUGCCGAAGGUCUCUUCUAUUACCUCGGCAGCAUUGUCAACCUCUCCGAGGACCCUGAUGUCCACUUCAAGUACAUCGAGGCUGCUACCAAGAUGGGCCAGUUUAACGAGGUGGAACGCAUCUGCCGUGACAGCACUCACUACAACCCUGAGAAGGUCAAGAACUUCUUGAAGGAAGCUAAGCUGCCCGAGCAGCUGCCUCUCAUCAUUGUGUGCGACCGUUUCAACUUUGUGCAUGACUUGAUUCUGUUCCUCUACCAGAACCAGCAGUUCCAGGCCAUCGAGGCCUAUGUCCAGCGUGUCAACCCAUCCCGAACUCCUGCCGUCAUCGGAGGAUUGCUCGACGUUGACUGCGACGAGAAGAUUAUUAAGGACCUUCUCGCCACUGUCGAUGCCCAGCAGGUCAACAUCGACCAGCUUGUCUCCGAGGUUGAGUCUCGUAACCGCUUGAAGCUUCUGCUGCCCUUCCUCGAGGCCACUCUCCAGGCUGGUAACCAACAGCAGGCUGUCUACAACGCUCUGGCUAAGAUCUACAUUGACUCCAACAACAACCCCGAGAAGUUCCUCAAGGAGAACGAUCAAUACGACACCCUUGUCGUCGGUAAAUACUGCGAGAAGCGCGAUCCCAACCUGGCAUACAUUGCCUAUUCCAAGGGCCAGAACGAUCUUGAGCUUGUCAACAUCACCAAUGAGAACUCCAUGUACAGGGCUCAGGCUCGAUACCUGCUCGAGAGAGAGGAUACCGAGCUCUGGCGCUUUGUCCUCAGCGAAAACAACAUCCACAGGCGAUCAGUUGUCGACCAGGUCACCGCAACUGCUGUUCCCGAGUCCACCGAUCCCGCCAAGGUGUCUGUUGCCGUUUCCUGCUUCUUGGAGAAUGACCUGCCUCUGGAGCUUAUUGAACUUUUGGAGAAGAUUGUUCUUGAGCCUUCUCCGUUCAGCGACAACCAGAACUUGCAGAACUUGCUCAUGUUCACUGCUGCCAAGGCUGACAAGGCCCGUGUGAUGGACUAUGUUCACAAGUUGGACAACUACAAUGCUGACGAAAUUGCGACUGCCUGUAUCGAUGUCGGUCUCUUUGAAGAAGCCUUUGAGAUUUACAAGAAGGCUGAUAACAAGUCUGCCGCUGUCAAUGUCCUCGUUGAGCAUGUUGUCAGCAUUGACCGUGCUCAGGCAUACGCUGAAGAUGUUGAUCUUCCCGAGGUCUGGAGCAAGGUUGCAAAGGCUCAGUUGGAUGGUCUUCGUGUUUCCGACGGUAUCGAAUCAUACAUCAAGGCUGAGGACCCCUCUAACUACGCUGAGGUGAUUGAGAUCGCCACGCAUGCUGGAAAGAAUGAGGACCUCGUCAAGUAUCUCCGUAUGGCUCGCAAGACUCUUCGGGAGCCAGUCAUUGACACGGCUCUUGCCUUCUGCUACGCAAGACUCGAACAGCUUUCCGAGCUAGAGGACUUCCUGCGCGGAACCAAUGUCGCCAACAUUGAGGAGUCUGGUGACAAGGCCUAUGAAGAGGGCCUGUACGAGGCAUCCAAGAUCUUCUACAGCAGCAUCUCCAACUGGGCCAAGCUGGCCACCACCCUUGUGCAUCUCAGCGACUACCAGGCCGCUGUCGAGUGCGCUCGCAAGGCCAACAACAUCAAGGUGUGGAAGCAGGUCCACGAAGCUUGCGUUACCAAGAAGGAAUUCAGACUUGCCCAGAUUUGCGGUCUCAACUUGAUUGUCGAUGCCGAGCAACUCCAAGAACUUGUCAAGGACUACGAGAACAACGGAUACUUUGAUGAGCUCAUCAGCCUCCUUGAGCAGGGCCUGGGUCUUGAGCGUGCCCACAUGGGCAUGUUCACCGAGCUGGGUAUUGCCCUGUCCAAGUACCACCCCGAGCGUCUUAUGGAGCACAUCAAGAUCUUCUGGUCCAGAGUCAACAUGCCCAAGAUGAUCCGAGCGUGCGAGGAGGCUAAUCUGUGGCCUGAAUUGGUUUUCUGUUACUACCACUACGAUGAGUUUGAUAACGCUGCUCUUACCGUUAUCGAGCGACCCGAGAACUCAUGGGAUCACCAGCAGUUCAAGGAGAUUGUGGUCAAGGUUGCCAACUUGGAGAUCUACUACCGUGCCAUCCGAUUCUACGUUGAGCAGCAUCCGUCUCUGCUCACUGAUCUCUUGGCUGCUCUUACUGCCCGUGUUGACGUGAACCGCGUUGUCAAGAUGUUCCAGAAGAAUGACAGUCUGCCACUGAUCAAGCCGUUCCUCUUGAACGUGCAGAGCCAGAACAAGCGAAUCGUCAACGAAGCAGUCAACGACCUGCUGAUUGAAGAGGAAGACUACAAGACCCUGCGUGACUCUGUGCAGAACUACGACAACUACGAUGCCAUGGAGCUGGCUGGUCGUCUGGAGAAGCACGAUCUCAUCUUCUUCCGCCAAAUUGCCGCCAGCAUCUACCGCAAGAACAAGCGCUGGGAAAAGUCCAUUGCCCUGUCGAAGCAGGACAAGCUCUACAAGGAUGCCAUCGAGACCGCUGCCAUUUCAGCAAAGAACGAUAUUGUCGACGACCUUCUCAGAUAUUUUGUUGACAUUGGUCAUCGCGAAUGCUACACUGGCAUGCUGUAUGCCUGCAAUGACCUCAUUCGACCCGAUCUGGUCCUUGAGCUCUCAUGGCGCAACGGCCUCAACGACUUCACCAUGCCUUACAUGAUCAACAUGUUGGCUCAGCAGACAAAGGAGCUUGCACUGCUCAAGGCUGACAACGAGGCACGCAAGUCCAAGGAAAAGGACCACGAGAAGACUGAGGAUAACACGCCCAUCCUUGGUGGCGCUCGACUCAUGAUCACCGCCGGCCCAGGUGGAGCCGCUCCUCCAGCUCCUUAUGGCCAACCUAAUGGCUUUGCGCCACAACCUACUGGCUACAAUUACUAG